Molecule: messenger RNA, 3090 nt
Organism: Pseudo-nitzschia multistriata
Lineage: Eukaryota; Bacillariophyta; Bacillariophyceae; Bacillariales; Bacillariaceae
Source: the annotation of a GenBank genome assembly
CAGGAGGUACAGUUUCUGUCAUCGAAGCAAAACGAUUGUGCUUAUUUUCAUUCUGUUGGCAAUACGAAACGGGGUUGCUCUCGGGUUAUCAUUGCGAUUUUCUUUUGCAAGAAAGUUCAUCUCGGUGCCUCAAAAUAAGAAGAGAGCAACUGCAAGGGCAAUUGAAACGGGAGCGGCGGCGGCGACUACGACGGCAGCACCAACUACUACAACAGAAGCAACAAGAACAAUGGUGCUCUUUUUCUGCUCUGCGAAGCGAUCAAAAAAUCUCUCGUUGCUGUUAGGAGCACAGCUUUGCUGGAUUGUGCUUCUUGACCCGUUGCGUUGUUGGGGCGCAUCACCCCAACAACUACCGACGAAUCACGAACAAGAUCCAAUGAAUCUCUGGGAGAAGAAUCUUUAUCAAUCAGUGGUGAGAGGGGAGAGGGCAACACCCAACACAGUAACGGAUCAGAAGCCGAAUCCAUCCUAUCCUUUCCAGUCUCUGCGACGAAGAAACGAACCAAAAGAACAAGCAAUUGUAAUGGGAGAUGACGACGACGACGAUCAGUUUCUCAACGACGACGACGCAGUAGUCAGCGAUUGCUCUUUGUGCCAGGGAUUGCCUAUGGAAGAAAAUUUUGUUCCUUUCGGGGACAACUCGACCUGUUCCGAGCUUGAAGAGUUUUAUUAUUCUGACUAUAAGAAUACGGUUCCUGGCGAAUCUUGCAUCAAUGAUGUUGUUGUAAACAUGGCAUUCGAUAGGUGUUGCAGGCAAUCAAUCCCGAAAUACGAAUGCGAGACCAAUAUCCAGGAGCGAUUGUUCGGCAGCGAAAGCAACUACAACACUGCCGUCCCUCCCGUGAUCAGCAUGAAAGAACCACUCACAGUCCUCGUAAGUAUGGUUUACUUUUUCUUGCAGGACAUCGACACGGCGGAAAACACGGCAAAAAUAUCCUUGCAAGUCUCUUUCACUUGGGUCGAUCCACGGUUGAAGUGGGACAUUGUGGACAACGAUACCUGUAGCAAUAAAAUCGAUGUCUUCUCUGGGCAUGAGAUAGAGCAAACCAUGAUAUGGGUACGUGCAUCCUGUUUGGGCUCAGUGCUGACGCCGUUUCUCCGAAUUUUUGUUUUCGAAGCGCAAAAUAUGCGUCGAUGAAUAGUCGCUUCCUCCCCACAUGUAUGAAAAUUCUCUAGUCUCCCAUCUAAUCAUAUCUCAUCGCUGUUGCUUUUGGUCAAAAACAAUUGCAUCCAACCUGCAAUUUUUUGGCUUACUAGAUACCGGAUUAUGACUUAUUGAAUGGGAUUGAGGGCAUCCGAUCCAUGCCAACUCGGAAGGUACAAGUCACAAGCAGCGGGCGUGUCCAAAUGGAUAUGUUCGGUGGAAUUGAAGCCUUUUGUCCCAUGUCCGGGCUGGCAAACAUACCCUUCGAUACUCUUGGGUGCCAGUUUGUCUUUUGGCCAAGAGAACAAUACAAUGCAUUGAUCAAGUACGAGCUGCAAUAUCCAGAACAGAUGUGGUUUGCACCUUAUGAUGGUGAGUUCCAGUAGGCAAAGCACGAAUUUGUACGGUACGACAGCAACCGUUUGAGAUAACAAUAUGUUUUCUCUCCUUUGUUGAUGAGUGCGUCUGUGAGUUCGUUACGUGUUUAUAAAAACUCCAACACUACUAAAGCAAGCAAUUGAUUUCUUUUGAAUUCGGUGUGUUUUUCUAAAUUACCAUCAUCACAUAAUGAUGGCGACAACAUAAAGGAAUCUACAAAGAAUGGCAACUCGUACCGGAUCGGACAGAACAGAAAAUUGAUCCUGCGUCUGGUCAUGUGAUCGUCAACUUUUAUUUCAAACGGGCAAAACAAUAUUACAUCUGGAAUAUCCUGGUGCGUACUUAUUUUAACACGGUGCUGGAUUUGAGUUGUUACGUGAGGGAUAGAUGCAGGCGUUCUCUGAUACGUUUCCGCAACGAUAUUACACGUAUUUCUGAUUUUGACUAUUCAUUUCUUCAUCUUUUGUGUGGUACGAUAAACUUGCAUUGCAUUUUUUUAGGUACCUACCAUCAUCUUGACAUACCUGAGUUUCUUCACUUUCCUUUUGGAUAUGCGAGUUGGGUACGUCUAAUACGAAAACUAAAAUUAAUUUGACGCUGUUCUUCUAACUUCAUUUUGUUGCCACCGGUCGUGCCGUUUUACUUUAAAAUUCCGUUACAUCUUCCCAUAGGGAACGCCUGGGAUUUGGAACGGCCCUAGCCUUGGUCGUUGUAGCUCAACAAAUCGUUACAAGCGAUAAGCUUCCAGUUUCUGACCAACCACUGUGGCUAGAUAAAUUCGUGGGAAGGUCAUUCUAUUGGGUCCUCGUCCCUGUUGUUCAAUCUGCUUUAGUCGGUUUUUUGUAUUUUCUGCGCGAGGAUCGCCAGGCGACAAAAGAAAACAAGAACCUGGAAUUGAUGUCGAUGAGUGCCCGCUUGAGCAUGAUGAGACGAGCCGCAUCCAAAAGAAACGAAAAGGCAUACACCGAAGAUGAAGCAACAGGAGAAGAGCAAGAGGCACUCGUGGAUCCAACCUUGCAGCUUACCGACGCAGUUUCAACUAUGCAGAAAGAAAAUUUUCUGUAUACCUUUAGUUUUCGAAAAUUCGAUAUGAUAUGUCUUGCCCUUGCGGCUACUACCUAUUCGGCAUUUAUUGUAAUAAUGUACACUGAAGUCCAUGGUGGAUUUUGGGUGACCAACGAACCUCCCAAGGUAGGUCGUAAUGGAACUUUUGAUUUGGGUGUUGUCGUAUAUAACACCAGUGACCCGACCAGCUAAGGAAAAGAGUUGAUGAUAUCAAUUGAGACGCAUUUCACUGAACGAACGACUGGGUCAAUAGUUUCAUGAUUCAAUAAAUAUUGUAUCGGUUUUUCUUUGAUUCCUACGGAGUGCACCGGUGUCUUCAUAAGAAGAAGAUUGGCAUUCUUUGAUGACGCAUAAAAUAAAAUACUGAAACAACUAGCAUCAACGAGAAACAAAGUAAAGAUUAACAACUAGGCGCUAUAUUUUCGAGGACACAGCUUUCACUCAAUCAAGGGACUCUCUGUUGGAAAUGCGAGCACGACGAGGGAUAAAUAUUUCCGUGUCCG